Danaus chrysippus (African queen) is the source of this 315-nucleotide messenger RNA. The record is from the annotation of a GenBank genome assembly. Lineage: Eukaryota; Metazoa; Arthropoda; Insecta; Lepidoptera; Nymphalidae.
UUGAACCUAACUCCGGUACUCUAUACAUCAUCAGCGUCGCCCGCCCACCGACACCGCAUGCUGUCCCUCUCUAACACAUUGAUACACACAUACACCCGUCCCGCUCGCACAGCUGGCUCCACUCGGCCUUAUAGUCAGCUGGACGGACUCGCUCGGAUGGAAUCGACUUUUUAUCAGGCUCGUGUGGCCCCGCCCACCGCGUUGAUUCAACCAAUCACAGCUCGCGUACCGCCGGUGGGCGUGGCCAGCCACAAUAUGGCGGACACUCGCCACAGCUACGUUAACAGACGCCGUCGGCGAGCGCGUCACAGUUAA